Myotis myotis is the source of this 3692-nucleotide messenger RNA. It is a transcript of the gene MSH5, whose product is annotated as mutS homolog 5. Gene Ontology annotation, biological process: mismatch repair; chiasma assembly. The transcript is spliced from 24 exons. Gene Ontology annotation, cellular component: nucleus. Gene Ontology annotation, molecular function: ATP-dependent DNA damage sensor activity; ATP binding; mismatched DNA binding. The record is from RefSeq and is a predicted model, not a curated record. Lineage: Eukaryota; Metazoa; Chordata; Mammalia; Chiroptera; Vespertilionidae. Bases 1008 to 3563 code for a protein of 851 amino acids.
UGAGUCCACAGGCUGACACUCUACCCACUGAGCCAAACCAGCUAGGGCGAGUCUCACUUAUUUCUGCUUAUUUAUUUAUAACACAUAGUUCUUACUACGUUUGCCAGGCACUGUUCUAAGCUCUUUAUAAAUAAACCAAGAGGAACAAAUAUUAACUUAGAGUUGUUGACACAGUUGAAUUAUUGUUGCUUAUCUCCAGAAAAAACAAUGCGCCUCUGGCCCUUUAAAGUCGUUCUCCCGGAUUCCCCCCUCCCCCGGCAAAGCCCCCAGAACCGUUUCCUAGGCUAGGACUCGAGCUCGGCUUCCGGCCUCCUCUCAGGCUCCACCCCGCGUUAAUCAGAUCCCGGAAACCCUGGGGCAGAGGCCCAGAGGCUGAGCGGCGGCCGAGGGCGGGAAGUUUGAACGUCUUGGCACCACCCAUUUAAGAACAGGCCAAUCAGCGUCCAGCCUUCUUAGCGACCGCGCCCCUCCCCCUCCCGUCCUGCUGGCUUUCGAGGCAGGAUCCGGGUCUCUCCGACCAAUAGCGAUUAAGGGGGUGGGGCCCCUGCGCGCGCACCCGUCCUGGCGUCCGCGCGCUCCUCCUGCAGGCCUGUGGUUGGUCGUGGCUCGGUCUCGCGCACGUCUAGGUCCGGGGACAGAAAAGGCGGGAAAACUCCGCAAGUUGUCCGCCUGUGGGGUAGGAAGCCUAGAGCGCGGGCCCGGCCUUGGGGCGUGGCUGGCAGGGGCGGGAGAGGAGGCUGGCACAGCUCGCCCACGCGCCCCGCAGACCGUCUCUAUCCCAGUGCCACCUCGGCGUGACAGGAAUGUGCGGGGCGGGAGUUCCACAGACUGUCCGUCCUUGAAAUACUGAGAGGUCGCCCCUCGAAAUGCCCCACAGAUGACGGAAAUAAAUGUGACCUCUCCUCGCCUCAGCCCUCCCAGACUUCCCUGUGCACUUGCGCCCGCCUCGCGGUGAGCGCUCGCUCCUGAACCGCCUUCAUUUCCCGCAGCGCAGAGCCUCCCUGCCCAUGGCCUCGGUGGGAACGACCGCCGGCGGGACGCGGCAGGGACCGGGAGCCGGGGCGGCCGCGGCCAGCUUCCCCAGCCCGGCCCCGGUGCCGGGCCCCGCGGGGGCGGAGGACGACGCGGAGGAGCCGGCGGAGACGCACCUGUGCGUGCUGUGGAGCGCCGGCUGCCUGGGCUUGGCCUACUACGACACCGGCGACUCGGCCGUGCACUUCAUGCCCGACGCCCCGGACCGCGAGAGCCUGCAGCUCCUGCAGAGAGUCCUGGAUGAAAUCAGCCCCCGGUCUGUUGUUACCAGCGCCAAACAGGAUGAGAAUAUGACUCGGUUUCUGGGGAAGCUUGCCUCGCAGGAACACGGAGAGCCUAAGAGACCUGAAAUCAUAUUUCUGCCAAGUGUGGAUUUCGGUCUGGAGAUAAGCAAACAGCGCCUCCUUUCUGGAAACUACUCUUUUAUCCCAGACUCCAUGACCACCACUGAGAAAAUUCUCUUCCUCUCCUCCAUAAUUCCCUUUGACUGCCUUCUCAUGGUGAGAGGGGUCCUGGGAACCACACCGGUCGGGCCCCCAGCUCCACUCUUGAUCCUCUCUCAGGUUCGAGCACUUGGAGGGCUGCUCAAGUUCCUGGGUCGAAGAAGAAUCGGGGUUGAACUGGAAGACUAUAACGUCAGCGUUCCCAUCCUGGGCUUUAAGAAAUUUGUGCUGACCCAUCUAGUGAGCAUAGAUCAAGAUACUUACAGUGUUCUGCAGAUAUUUAAGAGUGAGUCUCACCCCUCAGUGUACAAAGUGGCCAGUGGACUGAAGGAGGGGCUCAGCCUCUUUGGAAUUCUCAACAGAUGCCGCUGUAAGUGGGGAGAGAAGCUGCUCAGGCUGUGGUUCACACGUCCAACUCAUGACCUGGGGGAACUAAAUUCUCGUCUGGACGUCAUCCAGUUUUUCCUGCUACCCCAGAAUCUGGACAUGGCUCAGAUGCUGCAUCGGUUGCUGGGUCACAUCAAGAAUGUGCCCCUGAUUCUGAAACGCAUGAAGUUGUCCCACACCAAGGUCAGCGACUGGCAGGUUCUCUACAAGACUGUGUACAGUGCCCUGGGCCUGAGGGAUGCCUGUCGCUCCCUGCCUCAGUCCAUCCAGCUCUUCCGGGACAUUGCCCAAGAGUUCUCUGAUGACUUGCACCACAUCGCCAGCCUCAUUGGCAAAGUGGUGGACUUUGAGGGCAGUCUUGCUGCAAAUCGCUUCACAGUCCUCCCCAACAUAGAUCCUGAAAUUGAUGAGAGAAAACGAAGGCUGGCGGGACUUCCCAGUUUCCUCACCGAGGUCGCUCGGAAGGAGCUGGAGAACCUGGACUGCCGCAUUCCUUCGUGCAGCGUCAUCUACAUCCCUCUGAUCGGCUUCCUUCUUUCUAUUCCCCGCCUGCCUUCCAUGGUGGCGGCCAGUGACUUUGAGAUCGAGGGACUGGACUUCAUGUUCCUCUCAGAGGAGAAGCUGCACUAUCGCAGUGCUCGAACCAAGGAGCUGGACGCAUUGCUGGGGGACCUGCACUGCGACAUCCGCGACCAGGAGACCCUGCUGAUGUACCAGCUGCAGUGCCAGGUGCUGGCUCGGGCAGCUGUCUUGACCCGGGUGUUGGACCUUGCUUCCCGCCUGGACGUCCUGCUGGCUCUUGCCAGUGCUGCCCGGGACUAUGGCUACUCAAGGCCCCGUUACUCUCCCCGGCUCUUUGGGGUACGAAUCCAGAAUGGCAGACAUCCUCUGAUGGAGCUCUGUGCCCGAACCUUUGUGCCCAACUCCGCAGAGUGUGGUGGGGACAAAGGGAGGGUCAGAGUCAUCACUGGCCCCAACUCUUCAGGGAAGAGCAUAUACCUCAAACAGGUAGGCUUGAUCACAUUCAUGGCCUUGGUGGGCAGCUUUGUGCCAGCAGAGGAAGCCGAAAUCGGGGCAGUAGACGCCAUCUUCACCCGUAUUCAUAGCUGCGAAUCCAUCUCCCUUGGCCUCUCCACUUUCAUGAUCGACCUCAACCAGGUGGCAAAAGCAGUGAACAAUGCCACUGAGCGGUCUCUGGUCCUUAUUGAUGAAUUUGGAAAGGGAACCAACACGGUAGAUGGGCUCGCACUGCUGGCUGCUGUCCUCCGACACUGGCUGGCUCUCGGACCCACAUGCCCCCACGUCUUUGUGGCCACCAACUUUCUGAGCCUCGUUCAGCUACCCUUGUUGCCACAGGGACCCCUUGUGCAGUAUUUGACCAUGGAGACCUGUGAGGAUGGGAAUGACCUUGUCUUCUUCUAUCGGGUUUGCGAAGGUGUGGCCAACGCCAGCCAUGCCUCCCACACAGCUGCCCAAGCCAGGCUUCCUGACAAGCUCAUAGCUCGUGGCAAGGAGGUCUCGGACUUGAUCCGCAGUGGUAAGCCUAUCAAGCCUCUCAAGGAGCUGCUGAAGGAGAAGCAAAUGGAAAAUUGCCAGACAUUAGUAGAUAAGUUUCUGAAACUGGAUUUGGAAGAUCCCAACCUGGACCUGGACAUUUUCAUGCGUCAGGAAGUGCUCCCUGCAGCCACCACCAUCCUCUGAGAGUCCUUCGUCGGCCUCCUCCCCUUCCCACAGCCUGUGGGCUGCCGCGCCCUUUUUGUUUCUUUAGACCCAAAGUUCUCAGUUUCCCCAGAAAUCUUGUUUCACAUUAGGAAUAAAGUUUAUUUUGGA